Messenger RNA from Haliotis rubra (blacklip abalone), 8436 nucleotides. RefSeq lists its product as uncharacterized. Lineage: Eukaryota; Metazoa; Mollusca; Gastropoda; Lepetellida; Haliotidae. The record is from RefSeq and is a predicted model, not a curated record.
GCGUGCGCAGCAAGAAACAACAUGGCGGCCGAUGAGCACAGCAAAAGAAAAUGUGAAAGAAAGUUGUGUUAACUUUCGGCGGAAAGCCGGUUUAGAUCAUCUAAAGAAUUAACUUGUGACAUUUGAGAAACCAGAAAGAUGUAAGUGACAAAAGAGACAGUACUUUGUCACCAUGUCAUCAUCAGCAUUAGGGAUAUGGAAGUGUCAUGAGUGUAGCAUGACAUUUACCAGCCCUGGGCUGCUUGCUAAACACAAGGGCAAGUUCUGCCCAGGGAACACUGUAGGCCGGACUACAAGGAUACUGGACUAUUCUCCCAGGCCAGAGUCCCCAGAGAAAAAAACUAGGUCAAUAGGGGAAAAGGUAAGCGAACUCCAGGCUCUGAAGGAUCGGAGAUCGCGUAUGCGAGAAGUCCGGGAUCUGGAGGAACGGAUGCUUCUUGACAAACUGGACAACACGGAACGGCAACUCAAUGCUGGAGUGGGAAAAAAUAGCAAAGGAAGACUUCAUUUAUCUCAUCAUAAAGAUGUACGGCAGCUUCAGAUCAAUUAUGAGAGACUCCGAGAACGAGAACAAGCAUACCCCACCGGCAGACACAGUACUUUUUCCACGAACAGUGACUCUAGCAUGAGCAUCCACCUCCCUGAUGAAGGUGAUGUUCCAAGGAGGAACCCUGACCCACAGCUGGCUCAACUAGCGGCAAGCCAUGGCCGUCAGAUGGAGAUGUUGCAGGGACGUAACAAGGACCUGGAGAGACAGAGGGAAGAACUCCGGCGUCGAUUAGAAGAGCUUGGACGAAAACCAGUAAGAGAAGAAGACCCAUCUAACUCCCUUCUGGAUGAACUAAGAGAACAAGAGUUACGCAACCAGAGAUUGCUAGAAGAGCUGCGCAGACAACUUGCUGAUGCCAGGCAGCCCAUCAAUAUCAUAGCUGAAGAAAGGUUUGAGCAGAAACAGAAGCAGCAAUUCACAUACCCCAUCUACUAUGGAAGCUCCUUGGUGGCAGAAAUCAGUGCAAUCCGACAGGCAUACAUUCAGAAUGGUGGAUCUGAUCCCGAGGUGUUGGCUCAGCUGGCUCAGAUGCUGGCAGAAGCGCAGGCUAUUGAAGAUCAGCUACGCAAUGCUCCCAAACAAACAAAGGUUGUCAAAGAAAAGAAGACCAAUGAGUACAUGCACAGCAUGAUGGCCCUAGAGAUGGAGAAUGAGAGAAUGCAGAGAGAGUUGAUGCUGCUGCAGGAGCAAAACAUGUUGGCACGCAACCGGCGCAAGGAUGAUCGUGAAGAUGAGCUUGAGCGAGAGAUUCGUCGACUGCAACAAGAACAUCUCCGCAGAAUGUAUGAACUACAACGUGAGAUUGAGCGAAUCCGUCAGGAGCACUAUUUGCACUGUCACGAACACCAUCACGAAGUUGUGGAGAGUCCAACCAAAGUGAUCAUCGCUCAGGCACCUCCUCCACCCCCGCAGAUCAUCCAGCAGGCCGCCCCACCCCCACAGAUCAUACAGCAACCACAGGUGGUACAACAACCUCAACAAAGAUAUAUGGAGGUUGAGCAAGUGGUGCCUUAUGACCAAUAUGCUGGCUUUGUCAUCUUCUAUGACUUCCUGCUGAACCUGGACACCAAGAUAACAGCAGCCAGACUCAUUGUGGGAAUACACAGCACCACAGCCAAGAUGGGAGAACCAACAUACCUCCCCAUGGUGUACACAGAACCUGCCACCAGACAGAACCAGUAUACGGAUGUCAGCAAUGCUGUCAUUGGUGCCAGACAGCCUGUUCCUAGAUGUCCUCCCCAACAAGACCUGGGUAUUGUGGUGGAGCUCCAGUGCCAAGGGGGCCCAGCAUCAGACCACGAACAGCGACUUAUUACACGGGCAUGGACCAAGAUUCCAUUGUUUGACUCUAAUGGCAAGCUGCAAGCUGGCAGAUUCAAGAUUCCAUUUAGGAAUGUCCCAAUCAAACCUUUCAUGACCUUCACCGAGCUCAACACUGUACCUCCAUAUGCCGAAGCAGAACUCUUCUAUCGCAUUGUCAAUAUGCGUGAUGUGCCGUCUCAGUCACAGUCGACCAUUGCCGCCAACAACCGAGAUCUCUACAGCCUGGCUCCCCAGGGAGGGAUGAUCCUGCAUCAGCUCCCUGUAUCUCCCCACCAAAUCCCCCCUCCCCCCUCAGCCUCUCCCCCUCUAAGCCCUCACUACCACUCACCAAGAAGAAGCAGCCGACAGCAGGAGAUCUUUCCGCCUAUUAGAUCAGGGGGCACGCCCCUGGAGCCCACCCUCGGGUUCCAGGUGGACCGUAUCAAGCAUGCGGACUCCGGGGAGGGCAAGGUCAGACUGACCGCCUACUACAAGGGUACUGGGAAGGUUGUACAAUCCAGCACUAGUCCUGUGACCUGUAGUACGACAGCUGUACGCUCUAACUUCAAGUACGGCUACCACGUGUUUGGUCAGCAGGAAGCAACAUUCAACGAUGUAGCAUUCCAGGGGGACAUGAUUCUUAUCGUUCGAUUUUAUCUACGCAAGAAACUUGGAGGUCAUGUGGAUGACCUUUACCUUGAGCCUCACUCCCAGGAGGCAUCUCUGUAUGACGAGGAAGCUCUUAUUGCAUGGACUGCGAUCCCAUUGGUCAUCUCCCACAUCAGAGAUCUCUCGUCUCGAGAACGCCGAGAGUUUAAUCCUGCUAUCAUGAGGAUAAACAACGGCACACACACACUCAAACUCUUCACCCCGCCAGUACCAGAGGCAACUCGCCUUCCUCUGGAAGACUUCAGUUUACAUGAAUAUAAAAGGUAUGGCCGAGGAUCUUUGCGACUGCAUAUUUUCCAUGGCAACCCACGACCAGGCUCACUGACACCUAGCGACGUUUCUGAUGAUCAAGAGGACAAUUUGCCAGAGUAUGCCUGGCUGCCCUAUGAGAGGAAGAACCCAUCACCGGAACCCUUCUUGGCUGGAGAUGGCUUCGAUAUCUACAUUGAUGGCUGUCGCUACCUGCCAGACUCUGUCACAUUUUCUAAGGUUGCCGGGCGUAUUCUGGACCGCCGCUACGACGUACACGGCAAGGACAUCUCGACAGGGGUCAAGCUGGACAGCGACAGCUACAACCCAGUGUAUGAACACAAGGAGGAGUACAGGCUGCCUACUGUCGCACCAUCCUCAACACUGCUGCUCAAGGUAUACACCAUGGACAAGUUCUACAAGAAGCUGACUGUGGUCGGGUAUGCUACACUCAACCUGUUUGUGGAGUCUGGGUCAGAGAGACAACCAGCUAUAGACAGACAAGGCUUACAGGUGUCCCUCAACACAGGCGCCCAUCAGCUGAGGAUCUACAACCAGGGACCUAACGGUGUGGACCCGUUCUCUGACGCCUCAAUGAGGACCAACAACACCAGGUUUGUGCCUUGUGCCUCCAUGCUGAUCCGCAUCACCAAGGUACCCAAAGGCCCUCAGGGAAAACCACUAGAGUGCAGCAAAGUGCCUCAAGCAGACUGGCUGAGGUUGGGCCUGUGGCAACCACGGCCGAAGUACUCCGACCGCAUCUACUAUUCCAUGAAGUGUCUGCCCACAAAGGGCGAGAGCAAACUGUUCCAUGGGUUGAUGAAGAGGACACCCAUCCCUGUGAGGCAGGCUGUGGCCAGGAACACCCAGGCCAAGGACAGCUUCCUCCGCAGCGACAAGAACAUGGAGCAGUACAUCAGGAAUCAGCUGACCAAGUCCAUGGACACCAAGCCCCUAGAGCAGGACCUCAACUUCAUCGCUGAGUACAGCCCCAAGCAUGGUGUCAAGGUGUCUUUAGACAGUGCCGUCAAUCUGCCAUGGUCCAACUUUACCCACUGUCACAUGUGUCUCAACCCACCGGGAGCCUUCUAUUUGGGAACACCACAUGCCACCUAUGACAAGUUGACAUUCACAGAAAACCUUGACCUUCGUAGCACCAACACAUCACCUGCCUGGAGAGAUGGGUUCAAGCACUUCCCACGGCGCUCGUACCAUCGGUUCCUGACUGCCGUGAUCCACCUGCAGGAGGUGUUUGUCACCGUCUCCCGGGAAAACUACAAGUAUGGCCUACUAGAACAGGCAUGGACAGCAGUACAAAUGUUCAAGGACAAGUACGCCUACACCACGACAUUCCAGCUGCCGCUGUUUGCUGGCUCACCCUCACCACAGAUGCUCAAACAGAUGGCUCGAGAGCCGUGUCGGGAGUGGCUUGAGAGGAACAUCAGGAACAAUACUAUCAAGUUGAUAGAAGGAGCAUCCGUAUUUGUGCGAGUCAGUGACGGAAGAAGAGAAGAUGAGCUGAUCACUGACAUCCCCACUAACAAACUGGUUGAGAUCAACAUGGACUACAUCCCUAACGGACUGAAGGAGCAAUACUCCAGGGAGAGGCCUGGCCGACCGAUGGCCACUCUCGUACCCACUGGCAAAAGCCCGGAGCAGUUUAUAGAAGGCCUCAGCACCAAGUUCAAGAGUUUGGUGUACAAACUGUAUGAAGAAGGAAACAUCUCCAAGAACUAGACGUCUGAGGAUGGUGUAGACUAGAAGACUAGAUGUAGCUGCUUCCACAGUUAGACCAGUAGUACAGAUGUAACCAAGAUGCUCAAUGAAAACUGACUCCGAAGUCCGAGUGGCCAGACAUCCAAUGUGCAGAGGGAUAAAUAUUGGCAUGAUUACUUCCACAGACAGGACAGAGGUGGGACAAAGGAUUGACAGAUCAGAAUAAAGGCUUGACAAAGCUCGACAAGUUGUCAUCACUACCUGGUUAUACUUGAACCAUGGCGUACUACAAAGGUCAGCUUUUGUUUGUCAUGCAACUUGGCUCUGCUCCAAGGAACAGUUUGUGAAGCCUCUGUUGUCCUCUUAUGGUCUCGCCAUAACAGUAUGGAAGUAAAGUGAUGGUUAUUAAAAUCCAGAAAGAUCACUCUCAAAAUCUGCUGAUCAGAAAAGGUCUUAAAAUGCCAAUGUGUGUGGGGAAUGUUAAAGUUCAUGAUACAUCAUGAUGGUGUUCAACAAUAUGGAUGCUGAAAGAAGAUGGUUCUUGGACAGAUGGCACAUGUUUCUAUGGAAACAGGAGUUCCUUGAUAAAGAUGGUGCAUGCUAUAGAAGGAAUAUGGACUGUGACACACCUACUGGUUGUAGGUAAGGUGAUUAUUGUAUUCCAUCCAGGUGUUCUCAGGUUCAAGUCUUGCCACCACAGACUUUAGUGGGAAGGACAAAUCAAAGUGAUUUAUACAUGACUGUGCAAUGGGAAAAAGUUGGAGUCUCUCAUGAUCUGAAGCUGCCGUACAAGAUUUGAAAUCUCCACUUUGAACUGACAGUAUUAUGAAGUCUUCCAGUCAACUGUGUUUUUUGCAGAAUUUAGUGCUCUGAGGGGUUGAUGCUGCCAAAUUUAAAACCUCUCACAGCAUUAGAAUUCAAGACAAUUUUAAACAGAUUUUGUUGUUUUGUUGAUUCUGAACCUUAUAUGACAAACAUUUACCUGUGUGUGUGUUUUUGUUUAUGUGGGACCAGUGGCAUUGUAAUGUUAACUGAUGACAAGAGAUUCUAUCUACAGAAGAUGUGAAAAGUGUGACAACUCCUUUAUAAGACAGAUGUUGUUACAUGAACAACUGUAACUAUUGUUACACAUGAAGACCGUCAGCAACAUCGACUUGAGUCUGUACAUGAGAUGACCUAAAUUAUAAGAUGAGGAGCAGGGAGCUAAAUGGUCGUCUAUAUUGACAUAGGGUUAAAGUUAAACCCAUAUAUCAUUUUCUUUUGGUUUGUUAAAUAUUUAUUAAUAUUUAUUUUUGAAUAACUGCCUAUAUCCUGAAACAGCUGUAUAUAUAACUGCAGGAGUUAUCGUGUCAUUAUGACAUUUAUAUUUUACCAGCCACUAACUGGUGAAGACAAUUGUUUAUAAUUACUGGAUAUGUUUGGUGUGUAAGACAUACUUGGGAUAUCCUGGUAACAUGCUACUAGGAUGUUAUGCCAAAUAUAAUACCUGCACAAGGUGUAAAGGAACAAUUAUUAGGAUAUCAACAAAAAUAUGAAAAUAUUUGCAAAAAAGAACUUUCGAUUUGAGCCAAGUAUAUAACCAAAGGAGUUAGAAUCAUGUUCCCCUUAGGAAGAUGCUGCUUCUUCCUGGAAAUCUCUCUACCUACCAUGUCCUAUCAUAGAUCUGUGUCUUACAUAUAGGUACAUAUGUAUCUUACUCAUUUUUCUAAUGUUUGUUCUUCUUCCUGACCAAAUACAACCGGUAGGGAUCUUGAGGAAAACUUUAGAUUUAGUUAGUUGCUUUGUUUCCCAGUCCAACACAAAGGUAGUUGGCUUUGAAAUGAAACUUUCAGUUGUUUGGCCUACUAUUGUGGAUUCCGGAAGGAGUUUGUAUAAUACUUUGUUAGUUAGCAACACUUUGAUAACUGGGGAAUCAUUGCUAAUGUGUAGAGCAGAGCAAUCCAUGCUUCAUGUUAUGGUGAAGGUAAAUAGAUUCUUUUCUGCACACAUGUAACUUUGCAUCGAUACAAAAUAUGUUAUUCAGUGCUAAUAUGUAAUAUAUUUUCAUUCAAAGGACUGUGCAUAACUUCAAGGUUUUCCAUAUUCACUGCAUUAAGUGCCCUGCCCCAAUACGCACAAAUCUGUAGACAUAAUCUCCCCGUAUAAAGACUAUACAGGUCAGCAUGUUAAUAUAAGUUACUGAGUAGCAGCAGUGCAGGGGUAUAUAAUUAACUUGUAACUAUUAACCAAACAUUGUUGUUUUCAUUAAUAUUUUGACUAGGUUUGUUCACCGAAACACAUUCAACUUGUGUAUGUUUGUAACUUGCGCUCACUUGUCAGUGUUAUUAAAGCACAGGGAGAUUAUUACAUUGAAUAUGGUAUGUCAUAUGUAGGACAUUUACAAUCUAAUCUCUGUCAGUUUUUUCUAUGAAGAAUAGAAAUGAGUAAUCUGCGAUGUACAACCUUUCCAAACCAAUCUUAAUCAAUUCAACAAUUAUUUCUAUUGUAUAUGUAACCAAUUUUAUUGUCAUUUGAUAAGAUAUCCAAAUGCAAUCUUGUUAUUCAUCACAAAUGUUGUUUUAUCAGCUAAAUAUUUUAUGGUUAUGUAUUAUAUAUUAUAUGUUAUGAAAAUUUUACCAAUGAUUCAACAUUUUUUUUUAUGUCAUAGAAGAAAGUUUUAUUCUCAAAAUCACAAGGACGCAUUCCUUUUGUCUAAUGAUUGUAUUUCUCAUAUACUUUCAAUGUAGUCAAUAGACCAAUCUGAACGUGGCAUUCUACCCUGGACCUUGUUCCUCAACCUUGUAUACUGCUGAAUAAACAUGCAAGGACUUCAGCGUUUAGAACAGUAGGCAUCCUAAAUACAACAGGAUGACAGAAUGUGCUGCAGUAUACUUGUAGUAGAUGCUCUGUGUACAUACCUCAAUGUGUCACCUUGACACAUACAUUGUUGUUGUUUGUUGUGAAGGAGUAGCUGUCCUCAACUGCUGAGGUAUUAAUCACAGAUGCUUCUGUCCUUAGAACUUGUGAAAGAAUUGUCGAACAGUUAACUAGGAAUACUUCCCGCCCAUGUUGUUUCCAGCUUCACAGAUUACAGUAUUUGCCACAAUAACCACCCCUGUCCAACCUCAAAACCAAUCUGUAAGUAACCCUAAUAAUUGACCAUCCAGUAAGACUAAAAAUUUACAUAUCAUAUAAGUCUCUAUUUUCAUGUAAAUUACAGCUGAGUAGAAAGUAAGACAGCUUAGAAGAGCAAACAACUGCCUUACGGCUCUUCUUCAAUCAGUUUUUGUUUUAUUGACAUUUGAACUUAGUUUGUUUAAAAGAGCUCAAUCUAUGGCAACAAAUUUAACUCACUGUUUAUGGUUUGAAAUGCCCCAUUGUCAAUUCUCUAAAUGUCACUUAUUAUCAGAGAUAGGAGUAUUGGGGUAGCCUGAUGGUUAAAGCAUCUGCUCAUCACGCUGAAGACCCAGGUUCGAUUCCCUACAUGGGUAAAAUGUGUGAAGCCCAUUUCUGGUGUCCCCCGCCAUAAUAUUGUUGGAAUAUUGCUAAAAAUGGCAUAAAAUCAUACUCACUCACUGUUAUCACAGAUGCAAUAUCAAGGAUUUAAAUGUAAGGUCAUUAGUUUUGUUACACGUUUAGCAAUGGUAUUACUUGAUAGGUGAAGAAGUAAGAACUGCUGUAAGUACACAUCAUUACACCCAGCACUGGACCUGUGUUAGGUAAGUUGACAUCAGCCUUACAUGGAGAGGUUGCUGCAGAGGAUAUGUGGUAUCUUUAUAUCAUCCAUUAGAUUAGUUUCUUAAUCAAUAAUCUCAGAUAUGUUUAAAGAAGAAUGAAAAAUGUACAGCCUACAUAAAUAUUAAAAUUAUUUUUGUUAAUUAUGUAAUUUGAUUUAAUGAAAAAUGUGAUAAUUACAAGGUUUAUUUUUCACCUCUAAUUAUUGUAAUAAUAAAGUGCUUUUGGACUCGGUA